Oryzias latipes (Japanese medaka) is the source of this 7758-nucleotide messenger RNA. RefSeq names its product BBX high mobility group box domain containing (gene bbx). Gene Ontology annotation, cellular component: nucleus. Gene Ontology annotation, molecular function: RNA polymerase II transcription regulatory region sequence-specific DNA binding; DNA-binding transcription factor activity, RNA polymerase II-specific. Lineage: Eukaryota; Metazoa; Chordata; Actinopteri; Beloniformes; Adrianichthyidae. The record is from RefSeq and is a predicted model, not a curated record. Gene Ontology annotation, biological process: regulation of transcription by RNA polymerase II.
CUCAGCCACUGAAAAAAUGUGUUAUUAUUGCAGCUUUGGACAUGAUGUCCGCCCGUUGGCUCCCUCGUCUCGGUUUGUUUUUGUUUACCGUCGCCAUUUGAGCAUUCGUUGUCGACUGUUUCAGCCUCCAUGUCCUCCUCAAUCCUCCAACUGUCGUGUGAAAUAAAUGUCGGAGCUUCUUCUUCUUACUGAGGUGGUAGGACUCCCCCUCCUCCUCCCCCUUCCUCCUCCCUUCCUACCCGCAUCACACAGCCCCCCACGCGAGCCCACGGUUGCUUGCUGUAGUCGAGCACGGGGUUUGGGGGUGACGGUGGAGUCGGGGACUUUUUUCCACCACCGGUCAGCCAGCGGACGCUGUCGGGGAGAGGAUCGCCUGCGCGAGCCGCGACACGUCCAGCUAGCGGGAGGCAGAGCUAGCAAGCUAACUAGCCACUUUAUUCCUGGUAACAGUGCGAGGAAAUGGAGCUGCUGCCCGGCGAAACCUCCUCCACGGAUGCACACGGCUGCAUCGAAGAGAGCCACUUUAAUUAACCACUUUUUAACCGUUUUCGCGGGGCUCGCAGAGAGGCGGACGUCACCGGGGAGUUUGACAGCAGCGAAAUCCCCCCUCCACUACUGUACUUUGGGUUUUCUCCUCCAAACCGAAGCAAGAUGGACUCUCAUUCGGCUUGUCUCGUCAGAGCUCGGAUCGACAUUUUGCUAUGAGUUUAAAAAAAAUAUGCAUAAAGGUUGGAGCGCAGUAUGUGGGAGAAUAGAUUUUUAAUUGGUAGCACUUUUUGGGUUUGUUUGUUUUUUUCACCGUUAUUGCGCGUGCGAUGCUCGGCACAACCGGACAAGACUUCCCCUCAAGGCAAACAAACCGAUCCGGCGUCAGCAGUUUCACCUGAACGCACAAAUAUACGUCUGCGCAGCGAAAUAGCCCCCGCAGCUUCGUCUGUCUGAUGGGGACCGGUCAGUGGUAGAUGUGUCGCUGGGUUUCGGCCUACAUGUUGUGCUGCUGCCCACAAGGGCGGAUCGGCUGCACGGUCAUCAUCAUUGUAUGACAGAGGCUGUGGCAGAUUCAUCCCCAUCAUUCAUACAGCAUUUCCAUAGUUUUUCUCGUGUACGGUAGUACCAUGAAGAGUGGAGGAAGGAGCAAGGAGCCACCUGUCGCUGGGGAGAUCACCGGCAAACGUCCCAAACGCAAAUGUCUGCAGUGGCACCCCCUUCUUUCCAAGAAGGCUUUAGAUUUCUCAGAAGAAGAGGAAGAGGAUGAUGAAGAGGAACUGGAGAAGCAGCCAGGGCUGUGCAGUCCCAACCAGGACCCCCAGGUGCAGAGUGGAAGCACAACAGAGGAGGUUGAGGAGGACUCCAGUGAGCAGCGGGCGCGCCGGCCAAUGAAUGCCUUCCUCCUGUUUUGCAAGCGCCACCGUUCCUUGGUGCGGCAGGAACAUCCCCGACUGGACAACCGAGGGGCCACCAAAAUCUUGGCUGACUGGUGGGCUGUGUUGGAGCCCAACGAGAAGCAGAAAUACACUGACAUGGCCAAGGAGUACAAGGAUGCUUUUAUGAAGGCAAAUCCAGGCUACAAGUGGUGUCCGACCACCAGCAAACCGGUCAAAAGCCCUUCCUAUCAGACGGUUGGCAAUCCGCGCAAAAAGGUUUGGUCCUUUUCCUGCAACUCACCCAAGGACUCCACUGCCAAAAAAGUGCCGAAAACCAACAGCUUGCCGCAGCUGAACUUUGCCAUGGCAGAUCCUACAAAGAUGGGAGGCCUUAGCAUGCUGCUGUUAGCUGGUGAACACGCUCUCACAAACAGAGAGAUCCCUUCUAAACCUAGUUUACCUGACAUAGCCAAUGAAGGAGACUCUUUUCCAGACGAGAAAGAAGAGAUUUCGUCUCAGACCAUACCAAACAGAGUGCCUGACAUCACUGAAAGCAGGGUCGAGUCGGCCCUUUCCCCUGUGGCAGAGUCUUCCCUGUCUGUGGCUCCUGAAGGAAAACCAUGCAAACAAUCUGCGCUUUUCCAGCUCGCAGAGAUGUGUUUAGCGUCCGAGGCUGGAAAAAUGGACGCUGUUGCAUCUCCUCCAGAGGACAGCUCCUCCACAGCUUCUCUGCAGCAAACUGCUGUCAAGCCUGAUGUGAAAGAGGAGGGAUCAGACCCUGACCACUAUCCCCACAUGCACACAUCGCCCCUCUGCCCUCCCUCCCCUACUUCUACCUCGACUGACGCCACGCCCCCUCAACAGAACAGGCAUGCUUCACGUGUCAAAAAGAAGAGCAAGAAGAAAGAGGCAGCCGAGUCAAAUCACAGUGAAAUCUCCAGUUCUCCGAAGCAAGUCAACAAGAAAUGCAACCACUCAGAGGCGAACAUGGACAGCAUCUUCAGCACUAUCGAGGCAGUGGCCAGCGGGGCCUGGGCUCCCACAGAUGACAAGAACAAGAAGAGGAUGCAGACCUGUUUGGGCAACUUGCCGAAAAAGAAAUGUAAGACCAAAGCUAAGGCGUUUGUCAAAGAAAAGGAAGAGGAGAUGGACGAGAGCAGUGGGCAGCUGGGAUCCCCUGACGGAGAUGUGAAGGAAAGGAUGACUGACAUGGCCCCCAAAACGGAAGCCGAAGAAGAUGCUGCAGAAGGAGUGGACAUCCAGGACUGCAUGCCAGAGCCUCGUGUCUCCCAGUGCAAUAUUUCACCUGCUAAAGAGGAAGAAAGGGGAAAGGAGAGCCACAGCGACCCAGCCUUUGAGCUGAACACAGAGAACCGUGGCUCCAGGAAGUCAGAGCGGAGCUGCAAGGGGGCUUUGUAUAAAACGCUGGUCUCUGAGGGAAUGCUGACGUCACUGAGAGCAAAUAUUGAUCGAGGGAAAAAAGGUGCUUUCCGUGCUUUUGAUGAUGCUAACUGGAGUCACGAGAGCUGGACCAUGUCAAACAUAGGACCUAAUAAUCCCAAGAAACUCAAGAAGUCCAAGUCCAAAGACGAGUCACAGAGCCUUGGGAAACUGGAGGAGGAGUUUGAAAAGAAGUUCAACAGCCUCCCGCAGUUUAGCCCGGUGACCUUUGAUAAGAAGGGGAUAGCAGUCGCAAAGAAAAGAAAGAGUGACGGCUCGACCAAUCAGGAGGACACCCCCAAAGCUGGGAAAGAUGUCCAGGCCCCGUCUAGCAUGGAGAUGCUGGUUGGCAGCCAGAAGAGGAAGGCUAGGAAGACCAAGAUCACUCACUUGGUUCGCACGGCUGAUGGCAGUGUGUCUGCAGCAGAAGAGGACAAAACAAAGGACCUGAACCAGGAACAGGAUAAGAAGCCAUUACCCCAACAGAAUUUAUGCAAUGAAAAAAGGUGCUACAGUCCCCGAGCAGAGGAGGCAGACAGGAGCACCGAACCACAGGAGCUACCUACAUUCUUCAGCUUGGCGGCUCUUGCUGAGGUAGCAGCCAUGGAGAACGCUCACAGAGGCCAGAGGAGCUUGGCUCCGAGUCAGAAGAAGGAGCUGGCCCAGACUCCGGUCCUCAUCUCCUGCGCUGAUCAGUGAGCGGCUUUUGACGGGAUGAGGGGGGGCACCCGGACGGCAGCAGAGGCGCUUUCACGUCCUCCUCAUCGCUUGCCGGGGAGGGAUCGAACAGACUCCAACUUCCUUGUUGCAGAGAAUUCGCUUGAGCUUGGAUCCUUUGGAGGCGAGGGGGGAUAAAAAACAAAAACCCCUCCCCAGCUCCUUCUUCUCCCUGCUUGUUGGUGUCUGUGUGUCCUUCUAAGCCUUCCUUUGGUUUCAGUGAUAGGUGUCUUUCUCACGGGACAGGAGGCUUUUCUAAACUGGGCGUAUAUGAGGUACUUCUCUACGGUCAGUGUGUUACUUACAGGGGGGCCACGGUUUUAUUUUGGAGGAGCAGUCCUUUAUUAUGAAACAAAAACACUUUUUAAAAAAAAGAAAUCAACAAAAUACCUUUAAAUACUCAAUCAUCCCAUGUCGGGAAAUAUUUAUUUUUUGACUUAAACAGUCUAGAAGUCGUGUCUUUGUUGAAAAAAAUUACUUAAAGAUUACUUAAAUUAUUGUAUUUUUUAGGUGGUGACAUUUCUUCUUCUGUCAGCUAAUCUAUGCACAUGGACUAUUAUAAAAAUUAUACAUGUCAAGUCGGACUGCUUUCUGUUUGUAAUGAACUGACUGGAUGAGUAUCUCAUACAGCCAAGCUCCUGAGAUGGUCCCUGGGAGCUAAUGUCAACGCCCCGCGGACGCCAUUUUUUAAAAUGUGGAGUUAAAGAAUCUUUUCCAAGGGAGGCGGGCGGGGGACACACAUUAGUGCGCUUGUUUUUCUAGAAGAACCCAGGUUUUUUUGUCACUUUUUUUACCUCACACACAUGCCUGCUGUAGAGCUCCCUCUUCCAUUCCCUCCAGCUUCAACCCAAAACCUCUUCACCAGGGUCAAUUGUUGCUAUGGUUCACUUUAUGGAGAGAAAUCCAUUUAGAAACGCUUAUUUUAUAUAUAUAUAUGUAUACAUAUAUAUAUAUAUAUAUAUAUAUAUAUAUAUUUUGUUUUGCACCUCCCCUGUUGUACACUAAUGCGGUUUUACUAGUUGAAGAAAUCACGGGUGAGCUUUUCGUGUGUCGAUGUGAUGCUACUCCAAUAGAGUAUGUGGUAGCAACGAGUACUAAUAGACUGAAUGUGAAGACGUGUGCUUUCCCUGGCGUUUGCAGCUCGCCACAGCCGUGGGGGUUUGUGUUGUUCGUCCGUCAGCCGUGUGCUGAGCGCGUGCCUGCUCGCUGCGUGUGUGUUAGUGCGGAUAGCCGGACAGACAAUAUAGCCUUAACUUUCCCCGUUCGCCGCCAUAGUCGUCUCAGCCUCAAUGAGUAGAAGCAGCUUUGAUUAGCAGAAUGCCAUUUUUGUCUUGACAUUUUGGAUUAUUUUGUUGUUGUUGUUGUUGUUGUUGCUUCAUGUUCCUGCAUUUUUGAGUAGCAGUUACAAUCUUAAUCUCCGUGUUGUACUUUUUAAAAAUUCCAUAAAACCUGCACUAAAUCCUAGCUGAACUGUAAUUUACUCGUGAAAGGCUAACUUCGUCGCACCACUGCCUGUCUCAGGAUGAGCUGUACGUUCCCACAAGUUAGGUGUCACAGCUCUUCUAACGAAAAGAGCUUUUUUUUAUUGUAUUGUUAUGUGAGUUUCAUUGAAGUAUUAAUUGAUUGUAUUGAGAUCAGAUGUACUUUGGUUCCUCGCAGAACCUACAGGCAUUUGUCGGUUCCUCCCAUUAGCCUUCUGAGAUUUGAUUGCUCUCAGUACAGCUCUGCUCAUAUGUAAUCAUGUUUUUCUUUUUCCAGUAUUUACAAACGUAUAUGAACUAUCUUCUGUUUCUCUUUAGCCAUUCCAUGUUGUGGUGUGCUCUUUACCUUCAGAAGGCCAGAGGGUGGCAGUAAAGCUGUAGAUUUAUUGUCUUCCCUGAACGCCGGGAGGCUGGUGGAGGCAGGAUGGCGAGCGUUCGCCUCCUCAGCCACCAGCCGCUUGUUCCUCUGUGUAGAUCAAUACUUUUUAAGCUACGACACGGGGAGCAGCUCCCUUUCGUUUGCUUUUCUUCCAGGCGCGUGCGUUUGUGGGGGGGUUGUUUUCUAGUGUUGCCUCCCUCAGUCCUGGAUUCAGGCUGUCUUGAACAGUCGCCACCUCUGAGUGCGUUUGUGGUCACCUGGAGAGCUGAACUGCGCCGUCUACAGACGCACAAGCCGUUCAGACUCAGACUACAGACAAAGUGUUUUCUGAUGCACAAAUGGCUUGAGGAGUACAAUGUUUUUUUUUCUUGAAAUAGAGUAUUUUCCUAAACAGAGACAUGAUAUCCUGAUCAUGUGUUGUUUUUUUUUUUUUUUUUUUUGCUAAUCCUUGUGAGCUAAUAGUGCUAUACACCCAAGAAACCUACAAAUCCUUGUUACACUUGAGCUUAAAAUCUUAACAAGCUGCAUGUUUCCCCGUUAAGCAAACCCACAGUCCAUUUUGUGAUCAUGUAAUUGAAAAUAACUCAUGUAUGUGCGCGUGCUUUCAGAUGAGAGGAAGUUGCAUUACAGACGCUGUCAUCCAUGUAGUCCUUCGACUGAGGAGUAAAGAAAUUGUCUUCCCAACCCCGAAACACAAAUGUCUGCUUAAAGCAACCGAAUUCCUUGACAUUUUCCAAAGAAAAAGGAAAGGUGCACUCGCUGAGCACUUCAUUAGGGACACUUUAAUCAGCUGUUGGUUAACAGAAAUCAGCCAAUCACAUGGAAGGGUUUUGAUUAGUCAGAUCUGACUGAUUUUAAGUGGUUGCUUUUUUUUAAAUUUCUUGUGACAAGGUUUUUUUUUUUUUUCUUGCCCAGCACCCAAACCUUCGCUAAUUAUGUUUACGUUUUUAAAACUCAAGAAGGUAGAUCACAAGUUUCUCAACCAUUUAAAUGAUGACAUCAUUUCAGGUCUGCUCCAACGCUCAGUUCGGAACUUUGUCGGCUCCCUUUAAAGCAGAUCCGCUGCCAUGUGAUUGCCUGAUGAAAUGUCAGCUUUAAAGCCACACGUGUUCGCUAAUAUGGUGCCCAGUGAGCGUAUAUAUGUGUAUAUAUAUAUAUAUAUAUAUAUAUAUAUAUUCAAAGGAGCAUUAAAGACAGCUAACAAAAGUGUUGUGCUGGAUUUGUCAGGUUUUCUGAGUCUUCAGGUAAUAAAAUCAGCACAAUUCAUCCUGAGUUUCCAGUGGGAUCGUGCUUUCUGGCAGCAAAAGGGCACCUCUUUAUAUAUUAGCACCUUAUGACCCAAACCAAAACGAUCACGGACUUUAUUUAUAUAUAUAUUUAUCUAAAUAUAUAUGAACUAAAUCCAUGUGUCCAAGAAUCCAGUCAUCAACAAAACCAAGAACAGCCAUAGAUGCAUUAUGCUUAUCACCCUUCCACUUUUCUAUCCGGGAGAUGCUUAUAUACUGUUUAGAUUCCUAUAUUAGUUACCAAAAUGACUAUAAUACCCUUUUGUGCUAGUACUGUCUUCUUGAAUGUAAUCAUUUUGUACCUGUAUUUUUCUAACUCAGUCAUGAUUGUACUGUAGGUGUGCUGUGAUGGUACGCUGCUCCUUCUGAGCGUUGUCUGCUCCCAGCAGCUCUCGUCGGAGGAUUGCUGCUGCGCUCUGAACUCAGUGGCACACAGUGUGUGUGUUUGCGUGUGUGCGUGGGAUGGGUCAGGAGGACUAACUGUACCAUGUGAGCAUCCAUGAUGAGACUGAUAGCUGAGAGACUGUUACCCUCUGAGUGGUGGGCCAAUAGCAUUCCCUUGGUUUGAUUCAUCGUUUUUUUUUUUUUUAUAUAUAUUUUUUGUUUGCUUUUUCCUCUUUGCAGUAACAGUUAACAUCUGUUCAGGGCAGUUUGUAAAACUCUAUGAUCAGAACUAUUGAAUGCUUGAGUUUCGUUUUUAUUUAUUACUGUUCCUUUUUCAAAGUUUCGACAAAUAAUAAAGAAAAGCGACAAAAAGCACAACUCAAUAUGCAUCUGUUUGUACACAGACAUGUAGAAGAGGAUCUGCCCUUUACAGGAAUGUAGACCUUUUGUUGUGACGAUGUUCUGCUACAUAUUCCAAGUCUCUUUCUUCUGAUAUCAUGUGCUUACUCUAAUUUGUGUAAUGGAUGUGUGUCAAGUGUGCGCGUUUUUUUCCCUAUUAUUUGAUGCAGCCUUGCCUUACUGGAAUCCCUGCUAGUGUGGGACCCCUCAGCCAAACGUAGUCCUUCCCACAACUUUGUCAUCACACUGUCUGCUGACACAAGUAUCACUUCUCUAGCACCUAUUAAAUGACAUCUAAUACAUCUGUC